Messenger RNA from Drosophila takahashii, 1163 nucleotides. RefSeq names its product protein angel (gene angel). Gene Ontology annotation, molecular function: 3'-5'-RNA exonuclease activity. The record is from RefSeq and is a predicted model, not a curated record. NCBI's taxonomy places the organism in Eukaryota, Metazoa, Arthropoda, Insecta, Diptera, Drosophilidae.
ACAGGCAUUUCCAGGGGACCAGGAGCACGGGCACAUGGCGAGGAGCACCUGGUGAGAUGUACAAAUCCCUGCUCCGCACCGUUAAACACCAGGCCAGGUCGCAGAUCAUCAGGCGCAGCAGCAGCAGCGGCAGUCAGACAAACGGAAAACGCAAACAAAAAGCAGAGCAAAUGGAGGCACGCUACGAUUUCAACAGGCGCUGGACGCCAGUGGGGGAUCAGCCGCCGGGAUUGGGGCUCCACAAGCUGCCCACCACCUUCAAGCUGGUCUCGUACAACAUUUUGGCUCAGGAUCUGCUGCUGGAGCACCUCUUCCUGUACGUGGGCAUUCCGCAGGAGUUUCUCACCUGGCGUCGCCGCCAGCAGAAUCUCCUCCGGGAGCUGAUCAAACUGAAUCCGGACAUCCUGUGCCUGCAGGAGAUGCAGUUCGAUCAUCUGGCGCCACUCGUCCAAGGACUGCGCAUGGGCAACGGCAAGAAGCUGGCCUAUGUGUACAAAAAGAAGACGGGUCACCGCACCGAUGGAUGCGCCAUCAUCUACGACUCCUCCAAGUUCGAGUUGCUGGACCAGCGAGCCGUGGAGCUGCAUGACCAGGAGGUGGCGCUGCUCAAUCGCGAGAAUGUGGCCCUGUUUGCCCGGUUCCGAUUCAAAAAGGAACCGGAUCAGCAAAAGGAAUUCGUGGUGGCCACCACCCACUUGCUGUACAACCCCAAAAGGAGCGAUGUGCGCUGCGCUCAGGUGGGCAGAAUAUUGGAGGAACUCUCCUCAUUCUCCACGGACACACCUAUAAUUCUAACUGGUGACUUUAACAGUCAGCCCGACUCAUCACCCCUUGAAUUACUAAUGGGUGAGGAGGAAUCUGCUGCUAAUUCCGGAGCUCUACAAUUUGAGAUCUUCGAUCCGGGUGAGGGAACAGCCUCCACAUACCAGGACGACUGGAUCACCGUCGACUACAUCCUGCGCUCGCUAGGAACGCGGAGCAGGCACAAGCUUUUGCCCAUCGGCGUCUACUCACUGCCCUCCAUCAAUCGCUGCAGCCGAGUGGGCCAGAUUCCCAACCACUACCUGGGCUCGGAUCACUACGCUCUGGGCGCCAUGUUCACCGUUGUCUAGUUUAUAAGCCUGUCUAUAUCUCGGACUCAUCAAUAAAGAUUCGAAACAUUA